Molecule: messenger RNA, 25401 nt
Organism: Pocillopora meandrina
Lineage: Eukaryota; Metazoa; Cnidaria; Anthozoa; Scleractinia; Pocilloporidae
Source: the annotation of a GenBank genome assembly
AUGACCAUCCCAGAUGGUGAAGUGAUAAAAAUACGUCUGAGGCAAGUCGAUCAUGAAGCCUACUACGAGUGCAUUGCUUCCAAUGCGGAGGGUACGGCGAAGUCACGAAACGCUUGGUUGAAAGUUUACAAACGUGAGUCUGUGGUCAUUCAUUAGUUAUAGUAUGUAAGCGUAACGUGUACAUGUUUUUGUACAAUGUAUGCAGACUGCUUCAUGCCUCGACCAUUUUGGUCAUAAUGGCAACUGGAAAAAUUUUUGACAACUUAAUUUUACAAUUGGGUGGUAUCGUUGCAAGUUAUAACCUUUUGGUAAAUACAUGUAUGUUUUGAUGAUCUGACCUUAAACUUUUAUAUGAAAUAUCGUUUUCUUUUAUUAAAAAAAUGUUAGAUAGCAAGCACAGUAUGAAAAAAGUUGAACUUGGAUUCUUAGUCAGAGUUGAUUGCAGAGAGCAUUCUUCCAGCUUUGUUACUUCAGAUUUGUAGUCUACCGAUGAUUUUACACCAGCUUCACUUCAGUAAAACUAUAAAAAUGUCACCUCAAUUAAUUUAAUUUCAACGUUGUCCUGAGUAGGCACAUUGUGGCUAUAUGUUGAAAAAAAGUACCUUCGGUGAACCGUUUUCGGACCAGUACAAUACGGAAAAAAGAUAUUAUUUCUCCUCUUCCUCAUUUUUUAAAGCCUUAUCCAAGUAACUUUUUACCUCGGAGAGGAAAUUGUAACGAACCCGCGUCCGCGUCCAAAACUGACGGGGAAACCCUUGGGUUAUGAAGCAAUGAACUCAAAGCGGUCGGCGGAAUGCUUGAUUGACAUGUAACAGUCAUGAUUUGUAGCAUGUCCAAAGACUUGUAACCGUACCAGUGGAACAGAUAGGAACACGAAACAGCAAAAACAUGCAAGAGACCAAACAAAACAACUAGAAAACAAAACCAGACCAUCACGAAGCUUUUAAUCCGCUUUUUCAAAGCAUACAGUACAUUGAAACCGUGUGACUCUCUUAAAAGUGUUGGUGAAGGUGAAACUUGACUACAUUACAAAUUUAAUUUUCGGAUAAGCUAUGACUUCCGGCUCAGUCAAAACGUUUACUACAAAUGGGUAUUGUGAAGCGAAAUUUGUCUGGGGGUUGUUUACACAGAAUCAAGAGAGUUAUUAUAACAACUGUGUCGAAAGUGUGCGGUGUCUGACAUUCGAUUCAACGCCUUUUUAGUUAGGAGUUGUUUUUAACACGUAGUGUAAUUUAGUCAAUCUACAUGUUUAGAUAAGUUCUAUCGCAUAUUUUCUUGGUGAAAUUACAUUGUAGUUCAUAUGGCCAACAAAUGAUUUUGCAGAAGCCUUUUUUGUGGUAGGAAUGUCAUAUGCUGAGCGAAAACAGUCUUUACGUUAUUUGUAACAGGCGACUUAUUCCUUUCUUUAUAUAUGUAUAUAUAUAUAUAAAUGUGGGGGUAGAGUCUACCUUGGCAUAAAGUGCUCAAUGCUGUGGUAGCAGAGCUGAGUAUAUAUAAGUGAAAAAAUCAAAGAGGACGCAUCGAUUCUCUGUUACUCAGAGUUUCGCGCCUAAGCGCUCCUCAGACAACUGUCUGACGAGCCCUUAGGCGCGAAACUCUGAGUAACAGAGAAUCGAUGCGUCCUCUUUGAUUCUUUCACUUAUAUAUAUAUAUAAUUAUUAUUAUUUUAAAUUUUUUACUAUUUCACCAAUUUAUCACAAUUUAUCAGUAUACAGUUACUGAAUGCCACGGUUGUCGAGAAGAAUUCGUGAAUGUUCCUUAGCUUUGGAAGAUACUGUUCCAACGUCACCAUAUUAGCUGUACCAUCAAUACACUUUCUGUUCUUUAGUUUCUGUUAUUCGAGCUCUUUUUCAUUUCCUUUUUACAAGUACUUUCUAGUAAUUGUUGACUUUCAAAGAACCUUAUGAGGUUUAGUUCUUUGCAGUGCAAUUUGUUUUAGUAACAAGUAAAUUUUCGUGAGGACUCCCUUGUUCUGUAAAUAUUUGACAUCGUUCGUGUGAAGCCAUCUGUCCUAUUGUUAUCUGUUGUGGAGUUCUUUAGAAAGCCUUUAUUAAAGUUUACUGUUGUUUAAAUGCUUGGUAAAUAAGUCUCACGGGUUUGCCUUAUGCAUUUCUCUACUUGUUUACAGUAAGUAAUGAGACACCUUUGGUAAUUACACAUUAAAUAUCUCCUUUACUUUUUACCUUAUCGAAAGAUAAACAGGAAGUCACGCACAAUCAGCAUAGACAUAGCGUUGAUUUAGGUUUCACCAAACAAAUGCUUGUUUUAAGUUUACGCUAGUUUUGUUUUUCUUUGCGUGUGUCUUUCUUUCCUUUUUUCGUUUUUACUCGAUGCGAUCCCACCCGAAAAAUUGGAUAAUACAGUGAUUCAUCUACAUGUAUCUAUCUAGAGUUUUACCAUAGAUCUGUCAGCUCCAGAAGUAAAUUUAAUUGCUACGGUGUUCCUUAAAUCGUAUUUUGAUGGUACGAUUAUGACAAGCUGUUCAAAAUUUGGGAUUUUAAUAUCUGCCUUACAAAGUCGAAUAUACUUUCGAAGCCUAUAGUUUUAAGAAAACCCGUGCUCUCUUAUCCAUCCUUGUGUGUUCCAAGUCAAAGACGUCCUUAAGAUUGUCAAUUUUCGCAGACAAACCCCCCUAGAUAGCUGUUCAAGAGUUUAUUUUACCCACAGGAAGUAGCCACUAUGGUAGACAAAAUAUCAUCAAAAUCCCAAUUAGUUUUCAGUUUACUUUUUAUUUGUCACUUCUCUCCCACAAUAGUGGGAUAUUUUAAACUUCUACUCAUUAAUGUAAAUCACGUUAACUGAUAACAAGUCUAACGACCUUUAUCGUCAAUUUCGUGCUCUGUUUUAGCGACAAGACGUAAAAUUCAUUGUCGUGUAUCAAACUCAAUCCAGGUUAAUGAAUAGAGUGGGUAAGUUUCUAAAGAAACUGUGGUGCUGUUUCGGUGGGGGAAUAGAGCAAGAUAAAUUUGGUUGUAUCAACUCAGUCGGCAAUGUUAAUUGGCCACUGUAAAGAAUUUCAAAGCUGACGUUUCUGGUAUUAGCCCUUCACCAGAUUACAUACCGUAUAAAAACGGAUGCAUGAAUCUACCUUACUUAGUACCAAACGCUUCUUUUUCCAAAUUCUAUGUAAUCGAGGUGAUUGAAAUCAGAAGUAAAAAGACUUUUGCCCCGAAAUUUUAAAACUUGGUUACCUCGUAAUCUCGAUAAUCGAAACUAUAAAAAAUUCUCGAACUUGACUGGUUAUCACCAGCCCGAUUUGAGCACUAAUAGGACAGUGUACGCGUCAUGCUCGUAAUAGGAAAGUUAAAUAGGACAGUUGAAGAGACAGUUAACUCGUCAUGCUUUUGUAAAUGGAUAGAACGCGUCAUGUGCGCGCGCUGUUGUUUCGCAUCUCACCGAGUUAACUGCCUUGCUCAUUACCAAUCGCCAGGCUUUUGUCCAUCCUUACCCGCGUUUGACCUCUUCAGUCUUCCGGAAACAUUUGCUAAUUUCUGAUAAAGUAAGCAUCUUCUAAUCCAUUAGAUAUGGGUCUGUGUUUAAUAGAAUACAAUGUUCUUCUCGAAAAUAUCUCUAGCGCGCAGUCCACCGCCAGGAUAUCCAAAAAUAAGCAAAGAACCCACACCCCAGCGGGUCGUCAGUGGAGGAAGUGCUACAUUUGACUGUGAGGCCACAGGGAACCCAGCCCCAGUAAUAUCAUGGCUAAGAGAUUCGAAGCCUGUCGACUUAUCUGACCCAAGGAUCAGCAUACCCAGACCAGGAGCUUUAAAAUUGUCAAACGUAAAAUCCUCAGAUACUUCACUGUUUGUUUGUGUUGCGAACAACAGUUUGGGAAUGACUUAUAGCGGACAAGCAAGACUCUUGCACAUAGGUUGGUUUGAGAUUUAUAUUUAUACACAGUGAUAAGGCAUGCGGCGCUGAAGUCCUGCAAGUGUGAUGAGUGGCUUAAUGAUUCUUUGCCAAACCCAAGGUUAGCGUUUGAUGGGACCAAUCACAUAUGGUUUUGGAAAAUACGUUUCUUGCUAAAAGUGCCUCUCUCUACCUUAGAGUAGGACUGGUAACCUGCUGUUGAUGGGAGGAAAUUCGCAGUGAUGUCUGUCACUGCGGAUACAAGGAAAAUUAUAUUAAACUUUAUAAUGGUGCUUCAUUUCCAUGAUCAUACUUAAUCUAGCUAUGAUUUACAUUCUGACGUCUGCGUUUUUCUUUAAAGUGGUUAACACGAAGCCAGUCAUCACCAAACCCCCUAUGCCUAUCACAGUCAACCCAGAGACAGAUGUCCACCUAAACUGCACAGCAACAGGCACCCCACAGCCAUAUAUCCGCUGGGAGCAUAAAGGACGCACUGUGGGUUAUACCGUGUUGACCAUUGAAAAUAUCCAGAAGUCUGGUAACUACACAUGCAUUGCAGAAAACUCUGUAGGAAGUUCUCGAGCUUCUACUUCUGUUACUGUUAGAAGUAAGUCUUAAAAAAAGGUCUACUCGUCUUGACCUUGAACGCUUUAUUGUUCCAACACCCCUUUAAGACUCUCUCCUUAAGAAGAAGAAAAGACAUAACAGUUACAAAUGAGUAAAAAAGGUAAAUAGUUCUAGAAAAAUAAUUUAAAAUUGUCUCCGUUGAAACUGUGACUGGAUUACCGUCGCUUCCACCUUGACGCGAUUUUUACAAUCAAUUCCCAUUGGAAAUAAAAUUCUGCUUUGAAAGGGAACCGUAAUAACAUCGGCAAGAUUGAUUUGUGUGUAUAUUUGAUUUAAGAAGCCAAGAAAUAAUAUUUAGCGAAGCAUGAUUUGAACAAGUGAUUGUACCGUUUUGGGACUUAGAUCCCUUUGAAGUCAGGAAUGUUCCCUGAGGAAGUCUUCGUCCGUAUGCCAUUGUUCCAACUUCUCAUUUCAGGUCUUUAAGCAAUUCUAUUAAUCUCACGAGGAGCACCGCUGUGGAGAAACCAAAUCUCUUAAAUAGAUUAUAAAGUUUUCCUUCACUUGUUUUUCAGAGGUGCCAUUCACUCCGACUAAACCCACUCAGGCUCAGAGAACCGCUCAUUCGAUCACCGUUACUUGGCAACCCACUGGAAAUCACUCAAUAGAUUCUUACACUCUAUAUUACCGUGAAAAGAGCGCUAGCAAGUGGAUUCUGGUAAAGGACAUUCGUGGGCGAACUUCUACGACACUUGAUAACCUGGAGCCCUAUACUACUUAUCAGUUCCGAGUUUUUGCCGUGAAUAACAUAGGAUUAAGCAAACCUAGCCCUUUGGCUGAAAUGACAACGUUGGAAAAAGGUAUGUCACUAUUCAAAUAGUUUUUUUUUCCGUAAAAUGUUUUUGGAAAGGAACUGGAUCGAGAGAGGGCUUCCCCCAACAUGACUGAUACAUUUCUAAAAGACAAAUGAUUCUAACGAAGAAGCAAUCCCGGAGAUAAUUUUUUUCAGGAUAUCAGACCAGUUCCUCAAGACUGGCAGAGACUUUAAGCCCACCCAGGCCACUAGGGGAGAGGCAUGUGCUCUUACUGUGCACUAUCCCUACCUCUGAUAUUAAAACCAUGUGCAUGAAGUUCGAGUUGUAAUGUUAAAUUGGCAUCUGCUUCACUUCUUAGCUCCUGGAACACCACCAACAAACGUUCAAGCGUGGGGAAUCUCCGACACCUCAUUCAAAGCGACAUGGCUACCACCCAGUCAGCCAAAUGGUCGCUUAACAGGAUACCGCUUGUACCUGACUACUAAUUUAAAAGGAAAAUGGCUAUACAAGGUGUCAGGAGAGAACGAAAUGAUAGUGAGAGGAUUACAGAAAAAGACCACUUACUAUUACACAUUAUAUGCGUACAAUGACGUUGGUGAGGGGCCUUACACAGGGACGUAUGCUGUAAAAACUUCAAAGGGAGGUAGGAUAUAAUUUGUAACCAGCGGAUUUUUAAAAAAUUGAAAAUGUUAAUGAUCAGCGAGUAGCUAGUAAUUCAAUGGAACGCAGUAAUCCAUGUUAAUAUAUUCAGUCCAUUUGAAAGGUCGUGUAAGAGUCAUUGCAGUUUUCUUUAAGGAAUCUUUUCUCUUGACCAUAUAAAAUGUUAAAUGCAUCAUAAGGAGUCACUUGGAACUUACGCAUGCUCAGCUAGACAAAAAAUGUGAAUAUAGAAAUCAGGGACGUAUAUUGUGGAGACUUCAUAGGAGAGUAACAUAUUACCAAUGCCCUGAGGAAUUACUUAGAACCAAUACAUGUACAUAGGCAAUAAAUGUUAACCUAGAAUAUCAAAAAAACCUUGUACAAAGUACAAAUCGCAGUGCAAAUCGCAUCCAGAUCUGGAGUUAAUGAAUUUUUUUUUUCUUCAGCGCCUGGGCAGCCUAAAAAUGUUCGUGUUAAAGUGCUGUCACCAAGAUCGAUUCAAGUCACAUGGAAGGCUCCGACUUUCAUUGGAAAUGGUAUAUACGUGUAUGAGGUUUAUUGCAACAAGUCACGCAGUACUGUAAACACUUACACAGUUGCAAAUGACGUAUUUGCUUACGAGAUACGAGGACUUCAUCCCCACACCAACUACCGGAUCCAAGUGGCCGCCAGAUCUAGUGAUGUUGGGCCAUUGUCGUUCGCCAAGGUUGUGAAAACAUUGGAAGACGGUAAAAAAAUACUCUUCUAUUCACUAAGAGUGAAUAGUUAACGAACAAUUGAUAUUAGUUUUCUAAUCUUGAAAGUGCAAGGGUUAGCAAGUUAAAAUUGUUUUAUUUCCUUUUUUAGUUCCCAGUGCACCUCCAGCUAACAUUAGCAGCACAAGCGUGGAGCCGACUAGUCUUGAGAUCAGCUGGGAUCCUCCUCCACUUGGCCAUCGCAAUGGACGAAUAACAAACUACACCAUCAAGUACAGAGAAAAAGGAGAACAAGCAACGUGAGUUCUGAAACUCUAUCAAAUAGUUCUCUUUUCUACUUCCAAUAAUCGCGUCGAACACUGUUGACAUAAGUGAAAUUCAGCAUACAAAUCACCAAGCAGCUAAACUAAGAAAAAAAACAACGAGAAAAAAUAAUAAAACUGACAAGCAAAGAAAGAAGUGUAGAGUGGAGGAGUUGUGGGUUGUGUGUGGGUUGAUAUGCUGAAAAUGGAGCUACGCUAUUGGUGGGAAUAUGGUGACGAGAAAACAAGAAUAACUUAGUUGACUUAAAAGUGCUCGGUGAUACCGUGGGGAUUAAUAGUACCGAUUUGGAAGAUAAUUUUUUUUUCUAGAGUUUUGCGGCUUUCCGAACUGCCUGAAUGUAGGGAAAGGCCACAGUGGAAAAACUGACAGAGAAACAGAAGCAGAAAGACAGAUGGACGGACAGACUGAUAGACAGACAGACAGAGUGAAGACAGACAGACAGAUUAAAAAAAGACCCACAAACUGACGUAUCCGACUAACAGAAAUACUAUCAGUGAAGCAUACCAAAGACACUUUCUUCUUACCUUUGCAGUUUUUUGACUGUUGAUGGAAAUAAAUUAUCUGUCCGUCUACACAAUCUAAAGAAGUAUACCACGUACUUUGUCUGGGUGACAGCGAGUACGUCAGUUGGGCCUGGGCCGAGGUCUAGCAAGCACAACUUCACCACAGAGGAAGACAGUAAGUUUAUUUACUUUUCCACUAACCUUUCACUCCCCAACAUCAGUAUGCAUUUUCUCCAUAUUGUUCUCUAUAGAAUUUGUGUAGCAAUAAAGAGCUUCUUAAUUGGUGAUCAUUUCCUUUAUUCUUGUAACCUUAAUGUUUGAUUCAGGGGUGAUAUUGUAAGGAGAAAUUAGAUUCUAGUCACUCUUGGCAGUCGAGGGGUUAACUCUCUAGUAAUAUCACGACAAUUUCCCACGAAUAAAUGAUAAAAAAAGACGUCUAAGGGUGAUAUGUCUAUAAAACACCAAAUUCUCCUUUUUAAUUAACAAGGAAAUGUAUGUCAGUAUGGAGAAUUUCUUGGCGGAUCUUGGGAGUCAGAGCCGGGGUUAACAGUAGCUCUGGUUCUUCGACUGUUCUAUUUUUCUUCUACCCUUACUGGGAUUCAAAUUGGCUUUAACGUAGAAUACCAUUCCAUUGUCGAUGAACAAAUUGACAGUGCUUUAGCACGGUCGUUACUUUUAUCUAAAACGAUAUUCGUCAUGACAGUGGUCAAAAUGUUAUGGGCUCACGAGGCGCAGCCAACGGCAAAUAAGCCAAUCAGAUUGCGACAUUACUGCCUACUGUGGUAAAAUUUCACUUCGAUCAAAAGCGGUAAAAAGGACCGGAAGCAUUUGCUGCUAGGCUUGUUCAAUUUUUGAAGAGUCGUGGGUUCUGAUUGUUUUAACGUUCCGUAUUUGAAAUGGGGCGACCAUGUUUUUUUGCCUGUUUUAAAUUAAGAAAAGUUGACGUUGGCGAAAAUAAUUGCUAGAACUUUCCUUAAGAGGAUUAGUAAUUUGACCACUGACCUCGUCGCAUUGCCAAUAUGCAAAUUUGAGACAUCGUUUGGAAUUUCACUUCAAUAUAACGGAGAACAAACAAAAACUUAAGCAGAGGUGAAGAUACUGGCAUGCUGCUAUAUUCUGAGGUUCAUCACGCAGAAGAACGUCACAAAGUGCACGUCUAUCUUUAAACAUUUUAUAAAAAUGGACACGUUCAGGAACCUCUUCCAUGGUCUUAAUAUUCAAGCAGCUUAGUUUGUUUAAAGAUAGGCGUAAAUAGUGAUGGAUCAUAUCAACUUAGAAGAUUUGUUGGGAUGAAAUCAAAUCCCGGUUUAUCCUGUCCCUUUGCAGGAGUGAAACGCGCCUACGGUUGUAAAUAUUUUUUAGGGAUUAAAUACCGUAUCUUCCGUUUUUGGCCCUAAUUCAUGGCUGAAAAAAGAUGCACUCUUUGCAAGGUCGUCGGCCUUGCUUAGAAGAAUCAACUUAAUCCUUUUAACUGUUUAUAGAAUCCGGUUAAAUUAUUAUACUUAAUGGGAUUAAAUGAAAGACUUCUUAAUUGAAAAGCUGCCAAGUUCAAGAAGUUCAAAUAUGGGGACGUUUUUGUUUCAAGGUUAAAAGCAUGUUUAAGGUACUAAAAUUUUGACAAUAUGCAAAAUAUGUGUCCUGUUCUCUGUUCUUGCGGAGGAGUAUCAUUUUACAAUCGAAAGGGCAGACCGAAAGAAAUCUUGUUAACGUUUUUUCGGUUUUCAACGGAAGUAUUAUCUUAUAAUCAAACCUUAAAGUAUUUAGUGUAAUUAUUGGCGAUUUAAUCUGUCGAUUAAAGCAUAUUUAAUCCUAUUAUGCCAAAGAUUCCUGUGUAUCAGUUGCGAGUAAUUGUUGGUUCAGUGUUACUCAAUAAUCCAUGUUAAUUUAUUCAAUCAUUAUGGAAGGUCAUGUAAGCGUUACGCAGCGUCCUUUCUGAUUCCUUUUUAAUUAUCAGCUCUAGAAUGUGUGUUAGAUUAGACACUGAAGCAUAUAGUCUACAAAAUUCGACCGGCUUUUGUCUCCUUGUCUUUCCCUAAAGCUCUUGUCGAUGAGCAGUUUCUGCUAAAAGAAUUCUCUGGCGAUGAAUUCAGCAUGUGCUUGAAGUUGGGCAUCAUCACAUUCGUGCUGGCUGUUGUUGUUUUAAUAAAUAUUUUGACGGUUUUUACACCGCAAGAAAUUGACCUGCUUGAAGUUUCCAUUGCUAAAUCUUAAAGUCGAUGUACUCAUUUUAAACGGGCUUCAUUUGUUUGCGUAAUGAAAUCGCGUCGGAAACGUGUACCAUUUCACUCACUGAUUAUAAGCAGCAUACUUCUUCUUCAGUCUUAUUAUUUGGCACGCUUUUGAAUAACUGAAUUUUUGAAAUGAAUAUCAGGGGCUUGUCACUUGCGCUGUGGAGAUGCAUCGAAACUAAACUAAAUACGCAGUGGAACUCUCUUCCUGGAGACAAUUCAUAUCGAGAGACGGAACAAAAUCUGCAAUACAAUGUGUUUCUAUACGAUUGAUGACCUUUUAGAAACCUAUUACCAUAAAUACGUAUGGUGCUGUUGAUUGUAAUUACAUCUUUGAUCUUCAAAAAAAGUUUUGCUUGAAAGUUGAAGUUAACUCUUACGAAAAAAGGGUUCAAAUGAAGAGGAUAUGUUCCAUUCCUUUCUCGUUCAGGGCUCUUCAAACUGAGAUCUUGUUCAAAAUUGCGCUCUAUCGAUAUACCCAUGUACUCUGUAAUAUAGGGGGGGGGCAGUCUUUCUUAGGAUUUCCAAACACAAAGAGGGAAAAACUGACUCAGGGACGUGUAUUUCGAAGAAAUAUGUGGGCUUGAAUCUUGAUUAUCUUUACUGGGUAAAAAGCAUUUCACUUCUCACAAUUUACCAUCCUUAUCUUUUUUUGUUCAGUUCCCAGGGAAGCGCCUCGUCAUCUCAAGUGCGAUGUGCUGAAUUCGACUGCUAUCAGAGUCCGCUGGUCAGCCCCACUGCAGUCGCAGGGUGGACGUAUCCGAGGCUAUGUUGUAUUCUAUACAAAAGUCGAUGAUCUUGGUAAAGAACUGAUUCCACCCGAGCAAACUCAAGUUAAAUUUACUGCUUCCGAACAUCAAUUGGUGAGAAUUUCGUCGUAAAAAGAAGAAUUAUUUAUAAGUAUUAAUUAUGGAUUGGUGAAGGCUGUUGGACAUUUCAUAGGGAUGGAUAUUUUGUCUCUGCGUUGUAAUUUCCAUCAUGUAAUUAAUUAAACCUGCCAAAGUUGUAUGGUGGCUUGACUCACAGUUCUACUCUGUAGUAAGUUAUUUCUUUCGAUCAUAUGGUUCCAAUUUAACCACCCAGCUUCCAAUGGAAUCCAGACCGCAUCGAAGCAAGUCUGGAUACCUGCAUGAGAUCGAGACCAUAUGUGUCAGUCUGCCCAAGAUGGCGUCGAAAAGCUGAAAUGGCCUGGUUACCCCUCAGGAUAUCAUAAAACCCACGGGACUGAAAAUUGACAUGAGUUGUAUAUGUUCUCCUGCGUCGAACACAGUUAUGGGAACUCAACAAACAGUUUGGAAACUGAACAUUUUAAGAUUUCCUUUCGGGUUUGGGGUAAAUUCGCAUGUUAAAGGAAACAACUAAAAUACUGAUCACAAUCUCACAUUGCUUUAUUGAGAUAUUUACACCUGUUUUUUUCUCCUGUCUAUCAACAGUCCCUAAUGUUAACUAAACUUGAUCCUGAUUCAACGUACGAAAUAGAAGUUUCAGCCUACUCGAAUAAAGGAGACGGAGAGCGAAGCAUUUCAGUGCUUGCGAAGACCUUACCCAAGCCACCGGAUGCACCAUACGUUACUGGCAAAGCGCUCUCUUCCUCUUCAGGGACUAACGUCACGAUUAAAUGGUUCACAGCAGCCCCUAAUAUCUUGUCCUAUAGGCUGCGGUAUGGGAAGUCUUUGCACAAUCUCCGUGGACGGGAUCAUUCUAAAGUCAAACUGAAAGAAAUGCCGUUUCCUCCUAAAACCAAGCAACAUUCGUUUAAAGAGCUUGGUGAGUCUGUCAUCGCACAAGUCGGUUGGGGUAGUAACCCUGUAUAUUAGUGCUUUGUUGGGCACUGUGGCGGGUUUUGCGGGCUUACAUGUAUUUUUGCCUGUUCGCACGCUCAUGUGAUUGCCUAGAAUGUUUUGAUUUAAUUUUUUUUUCUCAGAUCAUUUUCUAAAUGCCUUCCAAAGUGAUGAUAAUAGUAUUACAGUUUAUGUUCUUGGGCAUUUAUAUGUUUUGGCCCAUCUCAGCACUUAUUUUAACCCUCGCCUGACGGCUUGUGCCAAAGUGACUCUGAUUCAGACCCAAAACAUUUCUGUGCCCGCGAACAUAAACUCCAUUGUUUUAUUUAGUUUCCUGUCAAGGAUGCGGCUUGGGAGUUUUUAGAGUAUUUGUGUUGUGUUCUUUCCCUUCCUAUUUCUGUCAAAGAUAAAAUGAAAGAUAAUCUAGAGAAAGAUGUUUUUUCGUCUUGUCAGGAGCGUGGGACAAAGAAAAAACUCUGAGUCCUCAUGGGCACUUAGAAUUUUUUUCCUGACAUCUUUCUCUACUUCUUUACCAAGCUCAAAACUUGCCCUCUUUCUUAUUCUAUUUACAAAGAUAAUCUAGUUUCACUAGCUAGUAGGACGCUGUUGUGGGCGAAAAAGUGCUGCCUGCUUUCGCGUUCGACAUUCCCCUUUUGUCUACCUAUCCCAAAGCCGUCUGCUCAUUCAUUAACUUGCAUUUUAAAGUUUGUCACGUUGGGCAGUCAUCCAUUACAACAACUUUGGUUUUCGCUUGUUUGGUUAGUUGGUCGAGCAAUCGGUCGGUCAGUUCGUCAGCCCUUUGUUAGCCAUUUUCAAGUCUUUUUGCUUUCACUGUUGCUUUCUUGAUUAUUAUUCUCCGUAAACUGAUCUCUCUCUAUUCUAUCUGCAGACUUAGGGGUGUGGUAUCUGUUCAAAGUCUCUAUACAAAGUACAGCCGGCUGGUCACCAGAAACACCAAUUUGGGUUCAAAUGCCUCCGGGUCCCCCAACAGGACCCCCUCUUCAGGUCAGGUCUCAGGCGGUUUCAUCAACUGAAAUUCGUGUAACUUGGCUAGAGCCGGACAAGUGGCAACGUAAUGGACCUCUUAUUGGGUAUACUGUGGUAUACAACCCGCUUAAACGGAAGAGACGGGUGGGAGUUAAAAAUAUCACCAACCCGAACCAAACGCAAGCGCUCCUAACGGGGCUCAGAAUGUUCACUGAGUAUGAGAUUCGAGUCCGAGCCCUUGGCUUGAAGGGUCCUGGGCCCUUGAGUCGCCCUGUUGUCGAGAAAACAAAUGAAGGAGGUAGGUCCUGUUGUUAAAUUCUUGAAAAAAACCUUUUAAGUUGUUUCUGAUGAUUACGAGACAGUUUCUUUAUUGUUCGUUAAAUAAUUUCCAUACUUUGCUGAAUAUCAAAAUAACACCUUAAUUAGAGGAAAUGGAUCGAGUCAUUGAAAACCUUACAUAGGGCAACCCCAGCCCCCUCUCCUCCUUUUUAAAAUCCGCAUGUCUUACUUACCUGCAUUGUUUUUAGUUCCCAGUCCUCCUCGCGGCCUCUUGGAAGUAGCCCGAAGCACUGACGCUAUUACAAUAUCAUGGCAACCGCCCCAGUCUCCAAACGGCGAAGUGUUGAGUUAUCUAGUAAUCUAUUCGGAUGCUGUGAAACUUCCCCUCUCCCAAUGGAGUUCUAGAGGAGUCAAGGGACUUCGAGCAACCUUAAAGGCCCUGUCACGUGACACGAAGUACUGGAUUCGUGUCGCCGCUGAGACGUUGGUUGGCACCGGCAAUUAUUCUUCACCAAUCUCCAUAAAGACCUUGAAAUACGACCGUAAGUAAAAAGCCCCCACAUUGCUCCCGAAUGAGUCUAGCGUUCAGGCAAUCUCGUUUCCAUGGGGUAGGGAAUCAGGAACCCUUACGCGACCUGCAUUUUAUAUCGAGGCAGUGGGAACUAAGGUCCAAACAGGUCUUUGGAGCUAGAUUGCCUCUGGACACUGUUAAUUGACCGUUUUGCUAAACACAACGAGUUUAGCGUAGCCUUAGUAGUGUCUGUUUAAACGCUGUUACAGUUGUACAUUUAUCAUUCGUUAAGUGUUCCGGAGCUUGAAACAGUUUCUAUCCCUUCGACGAAUGCUAGAAAGGAACGAAACAGCUUAAGUCCAUUCGUGCGGUCUGUGGGUUUUAGCCUUAUUGUUUGUGUUCAUUUUCAGUGCCAGAAUCUUGCCGAGAUCUGCAAUUCGAGUCUAAAGGUAGCGACUUGGUAGUACUGAACUGGAAACCUCCAGUUACGGAUGCAGGAAUAACCAAAUAUAAGGUACUGUUCCAGCACUUUUCGUCUAAGAACAUAGUCGUGGCGCAUUGCGCAUGCGUAGUCUCAAUGGGCCACCCUAGUAAGAUCGCUACGAAACAUUAGUCUCCGGCUUGGAAACUGAACUCCAAACUUCUUCCAUGAGAUACUUCUGAAAGCUUAAACAAAGACAGGAUAAAAGUAAAACGGAAAUAUUGUUUAAUACUCCUAUGUAAAACAUAUUUAUCUGUGACGAUCACUUAUUCGGCGCCCUCGUUCAAGGGAUACUUUCUCUUCUUCCAGGUGUGCCCCUUAAAUUUAUGUAUUUAUGUAUUACCUAUGGUACUCCAUGCUCCUCAUCUAUAUUUUCUCAAAACUUUUGAUCGGUCUUCUUUCAGAUAACAUAUUCCGGCACGAAAUCCUACACGGAGAAAGGCGAACGGAAACAGCUCUCUCACAUUCGCGAUGUGAAGUUGGACGCUCUCUCGCCCGGUCUUCAAUCGCACACCCUAAAAGGACUUGUUCCCCACACAACCUACAGGAUAGAAUUGUCAGCGGUUAAUUCCAUGGGCGAGGGGCCAAGUACAACUUUAACACUAAAAACCGACACGGGUAAACCUCCAGCUCUGACAAGACCCGUCAUCAUCGAGGAAAAAAGUUCAAAUGAGUAUUUGCCCAUGAAAUUGGAGGCUGCGUCAGAGAGAAAUGGACCAAUCAGGUAGAGGAAAAAUUAAUUUUACUUUUUCUGUAUAGGUAUAUUUCGAGUAUCUCAAUUAAUUUAUAAACUUUAGCAAUGUAACUAAGUCACUGCAUUGUUUAGCAGACAGAUGAUUAUAGUUAAGAACUUGCGACUGUAAAAAUCUAAAAAUCGUAUAUGUGAACUGCGGAAGAAAUAAAUAUGGAAGUGAUCUUCACAGAAGCGAGCACUACUUAAGCAGUAGUGAAAAUAAUGUUAGAAAAAAGAUUCAGACCUGUACGGGAUUUAAACCCAUGACCUCUACGGUGCUGGUUUAGCACUCUACCAACUGAGCUAACAAGGCAACUGGGAGCUGGUCAUUAUGUUGGUUCCAAAUGAACCCGUAAAGCUGCUUAAGUAGUGUUCAUUACUGCAAAGAUCGCUUUCAUAUUCAGAGCUUUGAACGUUAUAAGCAAGAAAAGCGUGAUAAGAACGUAUAAAAACUCGAAAGCGAGAUGAAAUACAUAACUUUCGUGAAACAUGGCCAUCAGUCCGUUAAAACUUCUUGUUGUUUUCGUGCAGCCAUUACGUAGUGAUCGUUGUGCCACUGGGCAAAAGCAAUCAGCUUCCCAAAGACAAAUCCCCGGAUGACUUCUUCGGAGAACUGAGGCGAAAGAGAGAGGCCGUGGGUGACAACGAAGAGCCUUACAUCGCCGCAAAAUUCAGCCCAUCAGAACUACCGACAACAUUCAACGUGGGAGAUGAGAGCUUCAAGAAUCUUUAUGGUUACUACAAUAAAAAGCUGACCAAGGGAUCUUACUAUACGAUGUUUACAAGAGCUUAUGUGAAAAGCGACAAAGGGGUACGUAUGUGUGAUAUAACUGUGCACAGGUGGGGGAGGGGAGGGAGGGAGGGAGGGUAAGAAAAAAAAGAUAUAAUUGAAAAGAAAAGUGGGAGGAGAGGAAGGACUGGGGAGAGGGGUUGGUUGUCAUAUUUAUGAUUCACAAUCUCAUUGGAUCAAUAUCAGUAUCUGGUCAACUGCCCACCUACCCCUCCCCUAACCCAACAUUAACCCUAACUUGUUAUCAAUAGACUGUUGUUGGGUUAGGGGAGGGGUAGGUGGGCAGUUGACCAGAUACUGAUAUUGAUCCAUCUCAUUUUCAUGUCUUAUUCUACCCAAUUGACUUAUGCGUGGCCUUCAAUGAUGUAUCACUGACCUUUUCCCGUAAAUUUUUUUUUGAUUUUCCAAGAUCACAAUGAUGAUGAUAAGUAUUAUCGUUGUUAUUAUUUUACCGAGGAAACUUUUCGAAGAGAGCUUCCCGCAUCUUCGGAAGUAACGUUUAUUUGCAACAUACAAAAAAAUAUGAAGUUUUCUCUUUCUCUGUUUCUUAUCUACAGGACGUGUUGUAUACAUCGAGUCCAUUUGUAACACCUGUAAAGUUCGGUAAGUGCAAUCCGCACUCUUAGAGUACUUCGGAUAAGAGGUCUUAUACAGGCAGGCGCUUGGGGCGAGUACAUUUUUAUGGCAAGACCGUUAAGAAUUUCCUUUCAGAAGGAAAAUGUUCCUUUUCCACGUCCUGUGCAGGAAAAUGAGUAUUGAAGGUAUUAAUUCCGUCAAACGUCCUCUUUUUAAAUCAGGUGACAGUUCAAAGGGGGGUUUUACUGGUGCUGUGCAGGACCCGGAGGAACACGCCGGAGGAGGACUAAACAUGAUGUUUAUAAUCAUCCCAGUCGCCGCUUUAAUCGUGCUUACCGCGAUCAUUGUUAUUGCAGUCGUUUUUUGUAGAAGGUAAAAUCAUUUUUGUUGUUGUUGUUGUUGUUUGAUAGGUAUGGAGCGUUCGGAAAAGAAUAUACUUUAUGAGAUGAGUUAAAUGAUCUCUGUAAACCGUUCGUUGGAAAUUGUUACUCUUAGAUCCGUAGUUGUAAGGAUUUCUAUGAGGCAAUAAUUAUGAUUGAGCUUGUGACUUUCUUUGUAUUUUAGGAGAAAAAGAAAAAGUAAAAAGUCCAAAUCUUUGGAUGAUGAUAAAGCAGAACCAUCAGAUCCUGUAGAAAUGAAGAGAAUGACGAUCCAAACACCAGGUAUUUUUUCAUCAAAAAUGUAUCCAGUUUUUCUUUUUCUUUUUUUUUAAUGAUAGAUUUAUUCAAAAAUUUUGUACCGAAAUAAUCACUGAGAAAAAACGCCCGAAAUCUGAGUUUCUUUUUCGGAGUGAAACUCUUAAAUGUAUUCAAACGCUGCGGUGAAUAAAAGUGUAAAUCAGACCUUCUAUACUGUGAACGGAACAAUUGUUUGAGACCCCGUAGUAAACUCUCAUGAAAAUGAUUUUCACCAGGCACAACUGGGUUUUAAGUCAAAGUCGGUGGAUGAAACUCAAACGUGUGAUUACGUGAAAGCUCUUAAGCGAUAUUUUAUCGACACUACCAAAAUCAAAAUGAUAAUUCUCGUGGUAGUGUUGAUUUUGUUACGUAAGGCAACAUCAAAUUAAAAUCUGAAAAAAAAAAAAACGGCUUUCUUUAUAUAUAUUCUAGAAAGACUUAGUUGAUUUGUUCAGUUAGAUACAUCAAUCUGUAAGGGGACUCAAAAGUGUAAUCUCUUCAUAAGUAAUAUUAGCCAUUGUACUGCCGUUUAAAUGGAAGAGCUUCAACUAAUUGUGUGAUGCUUGUAUUUACAGCCAUGAUGGACCAUCCUCCAAUCCCUGUCUCCGAGCUUCUCAAUCACAACAAUAGCUUAAAAGCUGAAAGGAAUUCUAAAUUUUUGCACGAAUACGAGGUAAUUUCAGUUUCCUAUAUACUGCAAACGCCUUCUCUCUAUGAAGCCACCUUUGCUGUUAGGCACCACCAUUUUUUUCAUAAGUUCCCCUCUGAUAAGCUCUCCCUUAUAGAGCUUCAGGACCCCUUGUCUGUGAUAAGCUGCCAUCCCAAUGGUUUUAAUGCUGUCUAAUUUUUAAGUCCCUUUAACUCACGAAGGUUUUAAACAAAUUAAACACAUUUGCCAACUCGGCCUUCGGCUUUCAGGUGCUUUCCUGCCUUCAACGCGUACUCUUCAUAAGCAAGAUUUUUCUUGUAGUGGAGGAUUGCCUUAAUUUCUUCUUCUUUUCUGUUGCAGUCAAUUGAACCAGGAGAAACCUUUACUUCUGAAGCCUCAUCACAGGAGUGUAAUAAAUCAAAGAACCGUUAUCCCAACAUUGUUGCUUGUAAGUAGAAUGAAUGAAAGAUAGAGCAGUUUUCUACCGACAGCAAUCCGAAAUUGCGCUCAUUUUUAUCGCCUCACUUUGUCGAUGAUUCAGAGUGUUUUUGCCAAUCAAAUGCAACACUUGAGGCCUGUGCGACUUCAUUACCCUAACUUGGAUUCUUGGAGAAGUUUUAACUUGAGUUGCGAAGAUCCAAAACCAAACUAAUUACAAAAGUCAAUCGCAGCGAAGGUUGACAUCAUUAUUACCCUAUAGACUCUAAGUAAAAGCAGGUAAACUGCGUGAAACAUGGGAAAACAAGAGUGACCAAAUCAAGCCUGGUUUUAGUUUUGAAUCUGAUUGAUUGAGAAGGUGGCACGAGUUUCCUGGACCAAUCACUUAUUGAUACUAUUUUUCUCGCAUUGCAAACCAGAUAAACGUUUUUUUUUUUCUCUUUCAGACGACCAUUCCCGUGUACACUUGUCAAUAGUAGAUGGUAUCGUGGGCUCCGAUUACAUCAACGCUAAUUUCUGUGACGUAAGUGUUUCGUCAUCAAAACUCACCACUGAGAAAUCCAUUUCACCUCUUAACCUCGGCUUUCUGUACCUAGACUGACUCUGUAGUGCUUGUUUAAGCGAAAUACAACAAAACAGACAAACAAACAAGCAAACAAAAAUGUUCUUAAUGUCACAUGCAUCGUGAAAAUGCUCAAAAAUGGAAAGAAGUGUUGUCACAAUCUAAAUCAUAAAGGAACCAAGAACUAGUGGUUUGGACGUGCGCCGUGAAUGAAAAACAUUUCAAACCUGAAUUCCUGUUAUUGUUUUGCAGGGAUACCGCAAAGAAAACGCGUAUAUUGCCACACAAGGUAAAUUAAAGAUUUUUGUAUGGUCUCUAGAUUGAUGCAAUAUUCGUUUAAAUGGCUCUGUAGAAAAACAAUGCAGAUGCAAAAUUGAAAAAAAAAAAAAAACUCUCUUCACUACUUUUUUUCGUUUUUCAACAGGUCCUCUUGAAGAAACAAUCGAGGACUUUUGGCGAAUGAUCUGGGAACACAAAACGUUUACAAUUGUCAUGCUUACAGAACUGGAAGAAAGAGGAAAGGUAAGACACAUUUUAUUUUUAAUCAUUACUUUUUGUAAUUCUCUUGGUGGAAUUUUCGUCAUUUUCAGAGUUCCUUAGUAUCCUGGAGGAAUUAUGCACAACAAGGGAGUGGAAGAGGGGAAGAAACGUUUAAGAUAAAUUUUUGAUUAAGUCCUUGGUUAAACAAAAGUUACUUUAAGGCUUGGCGAGAUAAUUUUUGGAAAAUGUACCGACUUUGUGGUCUUUAUAGAAAAAGAACAGAGUCAGAGAGAAGCCUGGUAUUUAGAGUUAAAUGCGUUCAGGAAUACAAUACACUCAAACCUCCUGUGCGUGAAGAAUGAUCAGUUUGUGAACAUUUUAUAUAACCUUGUCUUCCUUUUUGUUCUGCAGAUAAAAUGCGAACAGUAUUGGCCCACCGACGGGGCUGAAUUGUAUGGUGAUAUUGAAGUUACAGUAACAGACUGGAUUGAGUUUGCCAAUUACACAAUUACAACGCUACAGAUAUGCAAGGUCUUUAAUAGCAAAUUUUGAAUCAUAAAUGUUCCUUAGCAGUUUAGACGGACUGAUACUAUAUGCUUUUCCUUACCAAGUCUUGUUGCUUAGAAAACUGAUGUGACAGUAUUUAGACAAGGAGCGUUUCUUAAACGUUUUGUCCGCUAAGAUGAUUAGCAAAUAGAUGGAAAGAGUUUAAAGCAAACUCUUAUCAGCAGGUUUCCCAUAAUGAGUGCUUUAGGCAGUCUUUUUUUUGUCAUGCAUAAAGCAACCAAUUUUCGUUGUGAACGGUUCUUUUGCCACAAAAACGUAGAAAAUUCUGUUGAAAGUUGCUUUAUUAAAUGAAGUUUUUGUUGAAUAUUUUUAGUAGAAAUUGGCUGUUAAAGGAAAUGGUCUUCUCUUACUCAUUUUCAUCUUUCAAAAUUUUCAGGAGGGAGCCCCGCAGCCCAGAGAAGUGAAACAUUUCCAGUUCGCUGGCUGGCCUGAUCAUAGUGUCCCACCCCAUCCUACUCCCUUCCUUGCAUUCCUCAGAAGAGUCCGUUUCUAUAAUCCUACAGACGCAGGCCCCAUAGUGGUGCACUGCAGGUAAUUACCAAAUAAAAUUAUGAUGUUUAUUUUGUACAAAAAUGUAUGAAGUAAAGAGCGGAGGUUAUCCUUAUCGGAACUUUCUCUAAAUGAAAUAUCGAAUAAGUUAUGUUAAAAAUAGAACUGGUGAGAGUUAAGCUUAGUUUAUAAAACCUUCUUAAUUUACUUCGAAAAAUGCUAAAAAAAAAAAAGAAAGGAAAAAGAGGGAGCCGCCCAACGUGGGGCUCGAACUCACGACCCUGAGAUUAAGAGUCUCAUGCUCUACCGACUGAGCUAGUCGGGCUGGUGAUAACUACAAAAAAUCCUUUGGCAUUUUUUUACCUUAAAUUGGCUGGUAACCUGAAUUCAUUUGUGUAACUCCUGAAAAAGAGAAUUAUGUUUCCACAGUGCCUUUUCACUGGGAAAACGACUUAAAGUAAGCUAAUACAACAAAAACAUUGUUCUUUUUGUUUGUAACAGUGGUGGUGUUGGUCGAACAGCCUGCUUCAUCGUCAUUGACUCCAUGCUAGAAAGAGUGAAACAUGAAAAUACCGUCGACAUAUAUGGACACGUGACUGUGCUAAGAACCCAACGUAACUUCAUGGUCCAGAACGAGGUAAGUUCAAAUGCAAACAUCUUUGACAUUGAGAUACUAAAACUGGAGAAUUUUACAACCGAAACAUGUUUCGGGCUCAUCAGCGUGUCGGGUAUGCAUAACUAUUUAAAAUUAUUAUAACCCCGCACGUGAUAUGAUAAAGCGAUGUAAAUACGGAAAAAGUCCUUCAUUCCUUAAUGUUACCAUUAUAUAUUUUAAGGAACAAUACAUCUUUAUUCACGACGCACUCCUUGAAGCAGUAUCCUGCGGCAAUACAGAAGUUCAUGCGAGGAACCUUAUGCAACACAUCAAGCGACUCACAGAACCUUCGGAAGGCGGAACGGCCGGUUUAGCAGAGGAAUUCAGAAAGCUUAGUAACCCAAAUCAAGCCCGCCGACUGAAGCAGGGAACAGGAAGUCUGACAUAUAACAGAUCGAAAAACAGAUUGGCCAACAUUUUACCAUGUAAGAGACUAGCACAGGCUUGUAAAGUAAUUUUAUCCUUCACCGAUAGGUCAAUGUUUUUAUUAAAAGCCUGCAUUACUUCCUUUUAUUUCAAUAUCUUUUAAAAAUCACCUCCACUCUGCUGAAAAUUUUGAAGACCAAUUAUUGUAGCAGCAUGAGAUACACGAAGAAGAAGAAAAGCUGCAAUGGAUGACAAUUAAAUCCAAAAUAAAAACGGUUACUUUUAGGCGAAGCUUAAGCUUCGCUAAUGACAACGCCCUUAACAAUUCACUGAUCUUCAAAAAAAUUGUUUCUUCCAAUCCACGUUAGUUCUCUGUCUGCAGACGCUCUCGUUUUGCCUUGUAUCAGUGAUUUAAGGAGAAAAAAGAAAGAAAGAAAACAUUUUCGUCGCAAAACAACUCGAGUUGCAAUAAAUACUUGCCUGUGUUGAGGGCAGCCUUAAUGUUUCUCUUCUUUUCUUCUUUUCUUUGCAACAGACGAAUCAACAAGAGUGCAGUUGAUAUCUACUCGCGGCAUCGAAGGCUCUGACUACAUUAACGCAAGUUACAUUGACGUGAGUACCACGAACAAUUUGUCUGGGUUUCCUGUUUCUCCAUGAGUUCUUGUUUUCUUCGGAUUGAGCUCAUUGAGUACUGGAUCACAUGAUGUGUUUCCAACCCGUUGGUCUCUUCUCUCCUGCUGUACCCUCACAGUGCCUUACUCCGGUCAGGAGUAUAAAUGGGUACGGGCGAACUGUCAGAGAAGUCUGACAAAAUGCUGGGAGAGGGAAGGAGGGGUAGGGUUAGGGAUAAACUGUAUUGAUACAUCCAUUCAUGUAUCAGAGACCAAGAUAAGUUUUGACCGUUAAACUAUGAGGCGAGAGUGUAACCUCGUCUAAUUCAGAAUUAUCAAUUUUCUUUCCAGGGCUAUCGUCAGAGAGGUGCUUACAUCGCCACACAGGGUCCUUUGCAGGAAACCGUGGAUGACUUUUGGAGAAUGUUAAUGGAACAUAACUCAAACAUCGUUGUCAUGUUGACGCAGCUUUACGAAGGAGACAGGGUAUGCUAAAAAUAAUUUAUGGAUGAGCAUAAUUACUGAUAUGAAUUAAUUUGGAAAGUCACCCAGUAACGGCUUUGCUUAUUGGUGGGCUUCGAAAAAUUUAUGCAUGACCUGCAUAAUUAUUACAAUCUAUGAAUACUAAUUUAGUCAACUACAUUAUCUCCUUAUGGUGUUGCUUCAACUUCUGACCAAAUGACGCUGCUCGUAGCAACCUGUACUAGGUUAUGUAAGACUUAAUUAUUUCUAAAAGUUGUGAAUUUAUCAUUGUUAUUGCAUUUAACUUCCUCACGUCUCCCCCGUUAGGAGCGUUGUUACCAGUACUGGCCGACUGAUCGCUCCGCAAAGCACCAGUAUUAUAUAGUGGAUCCUGUGUCGGAACAAGAAUUUCCUCAGUUUGUUAUCAGAGAAUUCAAAGUUAAAGAUAUCAUGGUAAGUAAAUGUUCUGCACUUAUUGACUGAGUAAAGCUCCGGGCGGGAAAAUAUUUGGCUCGAGGAAAUGUCGUGCAGACUGAGGGCAGCAAGGUCCGUGUCUCAUGAUUGAGCUACGGUGGAAUUAUUAAAUACGAUGAACACGAUUAACCAAGAGAAAAUGAAUAUUGUAUGCAAUUUUAUCUGUGUCACUCUUUAUUUCAUAGAACGACAAUGUACGAAACAUAAAACAGUUCCACUUUCACGGAUGGACCGAAAGUGUCCCCAAGAGCGGUGAGGGUAUCUUGGAGUUAAUAGGCCAAAUACAAAAAACACACGAACAGCAAGAGGAGGAAGGCCCCAUCACAGUGCACUGCAGGUAAAUGAAGUUAAGGGUCUUUCGCAUUGCACUGAAUCUCAAGCAUAGUGGGAAGAGAAAGGUUUUCCAUUCCCGAGCGGAAAGUCAAUCAAUUACUUCCGGCCUUUUCACGUUUCUCAAACCUCUCAGAGUCGGCCAAAGUUCCGAUAUGUAUAAAUACCAGAGUUAUCUUGAUGGAAUUUAUUUGUUGGAAUUAACUUGAUAUUUACACACGUAACGCUUGUUUUAUCCUAGUGAUGGUGUUGGUAGAACUGGAGUAUUCUGCGCCCUUUCUAUCGUGCUAGAGCGCAUGCGCUCUGAGGGAGUGGUAGAUUUGUUCCAGACGGUGAAACUUCUUAGAACGCAGAGGCCAAACAUGAUUCAAAAUAAGGUUUGUAUGGAAGAUCUGUACUUAUUUUAUGUUUUGUGAACUUGCCUUUGAGAGUGAAAAUUUUGCUGUUUCAAAUUUAACUGCCUUUUUUGCUUCUCGUCGAAGAUUUCAUUUACAUUACGUGUCUGGGUAAUAACCGACUCCCUGACUGACUAGCUGGCUGUCAGACUGACAGACUGAUUGUUUGACUAAAGUUGACGGAAUUACUGACUGUUCGACCUACCGACCGACCGACCGACCGACCGACUGACUGAUUCACUGACUUACAAGUAAGUGAACGUUAAGAAAUGCGCAUCUCUGAUAUUUUCUUGCUUCUUCCUCCAUCAGGAACAAUACCUAUUCUGUUACCAAAGAGCAUUAGAAUACCUCAGCUCGUUCGACCAUUACGCCGUGUGAGAAAUCAUGGAGUGUGAGCCGACAAUUUGUAAUGAAAACUUGCAAUAACCCCUUUCGCAAGGUAGAAUGCAAAUAUGUAGGAAAUCAUAGCUACAAAAACAGCAAUUAUUACAUCUCCCAAAUAUGUCGCAACCGGCGAGAAUUGGAAAAGUCCACCAUGGUUGGAUGGUAAAUGUACAAUCCCGAAAAUGAAUUUGAGCGAGAGUAAAAGAUUAACAUGGAUCGCCUAGAUGAGCUUUCGUCUCGAAGCCAACUUAGACAUGGAAACAGGAUUUGUGACGAAGCGUAAACACAGUAUCUAAUCUGUGAAUAUUGGUACAUUUAUUUUAAUGGAUGCCAGAGCUAUCAGUAGUUUGAUAAGAGAGGAGCAUCGGAGAGAACUGAAGUCAAUUUCUCGAGAUUUAAAAUGAAAAGACAUUGAUUACGAAACGGAGGGUAAGGACAAGUUUGAGAAAAGUGGCAUAGAUAUUGACGCUCAAUAAGAAAAUUUAUAUAUUAAAAAAAUAGACAGUUCUAACAGUCGCAAUACAUUGACAAAAAAAGUUUUUAAAAUUUGGGUCACGUAGAUAAAAUCACCUUGAAAUGCUUUUUGGUGAAGAAGAAGUUUAGCUUUCGAGGCCAAUUUUUAUAUUAGAAGCUAAUAAUCUAUUUCAUUUUCGUAGCGUUUAAAAGAGCGUCAACUUAAGAAAUAUUUAUGCCAAAACAGGCAAUCCUUUUAAUUUUUGUUGAGGUUAUGAGAUAUUUUUUUUUGAAAGGGAUGUGGAAGUCUUCUGGAGUUGUAAGCUGGAUACAUCUUGAAAUUUAAAUAUUUUAUGGAUAUUUUUACAUCAGCAUUAAUUAACAUGAUUCACAGCGCUCAUUCAUUAUUCUUACGUCGGCUCUAAGGCAACAAUUUUUUUAAAAUCAUUUUUGAUCAACUUUGUUUUCAUCGAAUGAUAAUCUUAAUAUUGCCCAUAAUACUUGAUACGGCUGCUAUCUUGAAUGAAUGAAUUUUUGCCCGGAGGAAUCCUUUAAUUUUUUAAUUUUUGAAAAAUUUAUUCAUUUAACAUAACCGCUGCAUCUCCUGUUAUCGAGUGUAUCACUCUACCCAUAAACCCUAUCUCUUAAUUAUAUCCAUGCGUGAUACGAGACCAAUUUUUUUAAUAGUUUUUUUAGGUGGGAGUUAUUUCUUCAUAUUUAAUCGCAAAAUUGAUAUAUCGAUGCCUGUAUUACAUAAUUUUAUCCUGUAAAGUGAGGCAGCUUUUACAAAUAGGUUCCCGUCUUCCUUGAGACAAAUGAGAAAAGGUGGGAAGUCUUGGCGUUUAGGAAUCGUCCUCUCCUCAUAAUUUUAAAUGCUAUUGAUGAGUUUAGACCCCAACAAUGUGAGCACCAAACGCAAGCAGCUCUUUGUAUAAUCUUUUGUUCACUUAUCUGAUAGUUUCAAUGGGGUAAUGGCUUUUACAGCUAACGGUUAAAAGUUUGGCCAAUUUACGUCUAACGGCUGAUAUUUUACUUUCUUUCGAAUUUUUUUUCUUUUUUUUACGGUUAACUUUUUUAACGUCCUCCGGUUAAAGUUUAUCAAUUUUUACGCCUACAAGCUAAAACCCCAUUGAAACCUUUUAAUUUUCUCACCGAAUGAUUUUCCGUGAAAGUACACGUUACUUUGGAACCUAUUUUAGUUUGCCAAUUAUGAAACUAUGGAAUAACGAAUAAUUAAGGGUGCAAUUUCCAAACUGAUCCUCUUGCUUUAGCUGCUUUUAACCGUUUUAAUCAAAUCGAAUUACCGACAAAUGCGAUUUAAGUUUUAAAAUCGUUUGUCAGCUCGCUUUUAGAAAUGCCAAAUUUCCCUUAUUUUAGAACUAAGAGUUCAGGCCGCUGAGAUAUCAUACCAAUGCAUCGAGUAUUUAUGUGCCAAACAGAAUUUUUGUUUAGAUUUAUAGUUGACAGGUGAAUUUUUAACUCUCUAAGUGUAGAUAAUCCAGUGUAUAGAUAGAGAGAAUUAUAUUUUUUACAAUGAACAAUAAAGAACAAUUUAAAAUCUCUUCAUGCAUGAGCACCUACCUUCCCCGUAGGCGGUGCAGACUUGGGCAAAUACGUUUGAUAUACCAGGGUGAAGGGGAAAGACAAGAGAACCUGA